Penaeus monodon (black tiger shrimp) is the source of this 2153-nucleotide messenger RNA. RefSeq names its product transcription factor kayak-like (gene kay). NCBI's taxonomy places the organism in Eukaryota, Metazoa, Arthropoda, Malacostraca, Decapoda, Penaeidae. Gene Ontology annotation, cellular component: nucleus. Gene Ontology annotation, molecular function: RNA polymerase II cis-regulatory region sequence-specific DNA binding; DNA-binding transcription factor activity, RNA polymerase II-specific. The record is from RefSeq and is a predicted model, not a curated record. Gene Ontology annotation, biological process: regulation of transcription by RNA polymerase II.
AGUUCCCCGGCCGCGACCAGCCAGUGUAUGAGUCAUCGCUGAAGGGGGAGGAGUUGCCUGUAACGUUUCAAGUGACGCCACCGCCUCCCAUGUUAGUCAGCGAGUCCGAACAGGUGACUAGGAGGAAAUUCUCGCGCCGUGAGUCCAAGCAACCGCUGUCAACCAUGUUCACUCGAGCGCAGGCCGCCGCCACCACCACAGCUGUGUCGAAGCCUUCUGCCACCACCACAGCUGCCCUGCCACCUACCACCACCACAAACCCGGUUGACAGUGCCGCUACCACAAAUACAUCCGCCGCCAGUAGUGACGUAGUGCCUAGUGUUAGCCUCACCAUAACAGCUGUGGCUACGAGUUUAUCCGAUUCCUUCAGCACUGUGCCAGCGCUGGAUACACCCACUAUCACGAACAUAGUGCUGAACUCUCUCGAGGGCGUGCACAGCGGAGUGCCCACCCGUACCACGCCCACUUUGACGCCCACUACCCUCAGGAACAUCGAACAGACGUUUUUGGAGCUGUCGAGCGUUCCUCAGCCCGAAACGCACACAAACCAGGCGGGUUUUGUGCCUCCGCUCGUUCAGCCCACAGCCAGCAGCACCUACAUCUCGGUGGACAGCAAGUGUUGGGGGGGCGGAACCCUCACGCAGGUGCCGGCGCCAACCUCGUCCUCCUCUUCGUCAGCGUCCUCCGCGUCCUCAGCCACGGGCGUUGUGCAGGUACGCCCACAAUCGAGUCUCAUUUCGGCGAAUCCUGGACAGGCGCUGAACAUGCCGGCCCAGAUCCAGCAGGCUCCCGUCAGGAGGACCGGGGGGCGGAGACCUGUGAAGGACGAGAAGCUGUCCCUGGAGGAGGAGGAGCGGCGCUCCCUCCGCCGCGAGCGCAACAAGCUGGCGGCCGCCCGGUGUCGGAAGCGGCGGCUGGACCAGACCAACACCCUGCAGGACGAGACGGACGAGCUCGAGGAGAAGAAGAACGGCCUGCAGCAGGAGAUUCAGCUCCUGCAGCAGCAGCGUGACGAGCUCGAGUUCCUCCUGGCCACCCACAAGGCCGUGUGCCGCCGCCGCCAGCAGAUGGCGUCCACGACGGCCAACAACCUCACCAGCGGCACCAACACCACGACCUCCGGCGCCCCAAGAGCGAGGGCAGCCUCAACCGGCCCAGCCGACCCACCAGCCUCAAUGUGGCGCCCGUGGCCCUCCGCCCCCCCAGCGUGGCCGACCUGGGCGUCCCCAUAGAGACGCCCUCGGCGGGACUUCGUGGCCUUAACUUCGAGUCGAUGAUGGAGGGCGGCACCGGCCUCACGCCCGUCACCAGCGGCACGGGCCUCACGCCCCUGCACACGGGGCUGACGCCGCUGAGCACGCCCGUGGUGUCGGCGCCCGCCGUGUCGAGCGCGUCCAACAACUGCGGCUCGCAGCAGCGCUCGUCGUCCUCGGACCUGUCGUCGCCCGACUCCGUCCCGCCCAAGCUGGUGUCCCUCUGAGGCCCGCGGACCCUCGGCCCCCGCCCACGCCCCCGCCCACGCCCACACCGCUACGCCCUGAGAUCCCUGACGUCUGGGCUGCGCCCAUCGACGAAUGCGAGUCCCUGACAUGCAUCCGUCCCUCGUGUCCCCGCGAGACGCCCCCCGCGCCUCCGUUCCUCGGGCGCAGGGCGGAGGACCUCGCUGCCGGAGUCCUGCCCCGCUGCCGACGCCCGAGGCGCUUCUCCGGCCCAAGCUUCGCUCUCACUUCUUCUCUAACAUCGGCCUUUUCGUGGAUUCGAGUAAAGGAACCGUUUUGUCUAAAAACACAUCCAGGAAACGCAGUGUUCUUCGUUAACAAAUUUCGGCCUUAUGAACAAACGUCAGAGAGGUUUCAGUGCUAGGUCUAAAUAUAAAAAAGCAAUAUACAAACAUAUACAGGGAGGUAAUAAUGAUAUAUUCUUCGUUCAUUGUUAUUGAGUGUUUAAAUGUACCGAAAGAUCACAUAGUGGAUCUUAUGCCUUAAUGAAGCUAAUAAUUUUCCUUACUAUGCACUCAAAAAAAAUGUAAAAGCAACUCCUUUCAUGCAAUUAAUAUAUUUCAUGAGUUCUCUACGCUAUGCACCUAUUGACAUGCAAAACGUUGCAAUGUAGGCAAGACUUUGAGAUGCUCUUUGCCUCGUCAGAGAGAAAAA